AUGGACGAUCUUCUGAGCAAAUCCUCCGGCUCCUCGACUGGCUUGCACACCUACAACAGCGCCGCCGAUCUGACCAGCGGACAUGUGUGAGGGAGACGCGCACGCCUUCAACACUUCCGGCUCUUUUCAGCAUUUCCCUCGAAAAGAACGAAUAUCUGUUCGAUCUGAACACGAAAAAUUCGUGCACUCGCCCGCUGGAGAGUUUCAUCAAGCUCCUCUCCACCUCGAACGUCGCCAAAGAGUUCUCCAACUUUGCCACACUCGCCCUGUCCCGUCUCCGCACCGUCGACGCCUUCUUCGAUCAUCCGACGCUCAACAAGAUCGGCGAGAUUCAGGUGUACGAGGGCACACGUGUCCGGGCGACUCACAAGCAGGGCCACAACUACAUGAACGCCAGCUGGAUCGACGGAUACCGCGACGUGCGCAAGUUCAUCGUCGCGCCGUCGCCCAUCGCUGACACCGUCGAUCAGUUCUGGCGGUGCAUCUACGAGCGCAACUCGUUUGUGCUCGUCACCCUCUCCGAACUGACCGACGAGCACGGCAAGCCGUUCGUUCCUGUAAAAACGGGUGAGCCGUUGGUGCUGGAAGAGAUGAGCAUCGAGAUUGACAAUAUCCGGAAAGUUCGCCAAGGAUGUCACUCGGCGGUUCUCAAAGUGACGCCGAAAGGACACCCGGCGAAGACGGUGCUCUUGAUCUCGUACAUUGGCUGGGGACCGAUGGGCUAUCCGCAACGCCCGUCCGAUGUUCUGGAUCUGGUGGCCGACAUGAACCACAUGAAGGUGAUCAUGAAACAGAAGAACGUGGCGGAUAAGAAGGUCGACGAGAAGCACAAGUGAGCUGGAAUUCUCGUUCUUUGCUCAUUUAUCUUUUCAGCACCCCGAUCACUCUGGUGUGCUUCGAUGGAUUCGGAAGAAGCUGCACGGUGGCUGCCCUCGAUAUUCUCUGCCAGCGCCUCGAAGCGUCGCACGCCGCGGGCGCCCCAUUCGUCGACAUUCUCGACACGAUUGCGAGGCUGAGAAUGCUCCGCGGAGGCGCCUGCAACGUCAGUGUGCAGUUUGACUCCUACUGCAACCCCUCUCGUUUCAGAAGGCCGACCAGUUCCUUUUCCUCUCGUUGGCCGUUCUCGAGUACGCGAUCCGCCACCGUCUGAUCGAAGCGGAGCUCUUGAGCAAGAUCAAUCUCGAUGGAUUCAUCAUUCGCAACAACGCCGAGUCCGCCUAA
Caenorhabditis sp. 36 PRJEB53466 is the source of this 1221-nucleotide messenger RNA. NCBI's taxonomy places the organism in Eukaryota, Metazoa, Nematoda, Chromadorea, Rhabditida, Rhabditidae. The record is from the annotation of a GenBank genome assembly.